AUGUCGGAAGCAUUGGAUGGUAUCGAUGGUAAUUGGAAAAUAAUUGAUUAUCCGCCGCAUCCAGAAUGUGUUGGUUGUGAAUUUAAAAUAAACAACGAAAGUCCAAAUAAGUAUCGUCUUUAUGCACAUGUAGUUAAUGGAAUGAAUUGUACCUUGGAAUAUAAUCCCGAAAAUAAUGAAUGGAAAACUUCACCACUUAUGUCAACACUAAUGGCUGGUCCACCAGAAAAAAUGAAAAAAGAAAGCUUCAUAAGUGAUCUUAUCUCUCAUAUUAAUUUUGUGCAGACUGAAGAUGAACAAUAUUUAAUCAUUCAAACGAAUGAUAGUGCAACAGCUCGAUUAGAACGUAUAUGA
This is a messenger RNA of Rotaria sp. Silwood2, 354 nucleotides long. Lineage: Eukaryota; Metazoa; Rotifera; Eurotatoria; Philodinida; Philodinidae. The record is from the annotation of a GenBank genome assembly.